AAAACAAAAAAUCAGUGGCAAGAUUUUGCUGAGUCUCUAAAACUUUUCCCAAGAUGGAACCGAUAACAUUCACAGCAAGGAAACAUCCAUUUCCCAGUGAAGUCUCGGUGGACUUCGGCCUUCAGCUGGUGGGCUCCUUGCCUGUACAUUCUCUGACCACCAUGCCCAUGCUGCCUUGGGUUGUGGCAGAGGUGCGAAGACUCAGUGGUCAAUCCUCCAAAAAGGAGCCCAUCAUCAGGCAAGUCCGGCUUUGGGUUUCACCCUCUGGACUGAGAUGUGAACCUGACCCAGGGAAGAGUCAACAAUGGGAUCCUUUGAUCUGCUCCAGCAUCUUUGAGUGCAAGCCUCAGCGUGUUCACAAAUUGAUUCACAACAGUCAUGACCCAAGCUACUUUGCAUGUCUGAUUAAGGAGGAUGCUGUCCACCGGCAGAGUAUCUGCUAUGUGUUCAAAGCUGAUGAUCAGACAAAAGUGCCUGAGAUCAUCAGCUCCAUCCGCCAGGCCGGGAAGAUCGCCCGCCAGGGGGAGCUGCGCUGCCCAUCUGAGUUCGAUGACACAUUUGCCAAGAAGUUCGAGGUCCUCUUCUGUGGCCGAGUGACAGUGGCGCACAAGAAGGCCCCACCGGCCCUGAUCGAUGAGUGCAUCGAGAAGUUCAACCAUGUCAGCUGCAGCCUGAGGGCUGAUGGGGAGCCACCCUCGCAGGGUCCCACACCCCUUGCUGAUGGGGUCCCUUCGCCCGGCCCCCCCCACCGGCCCAUGCGCAAGUCCUUGUCGCAGCCAGGGCUGCGCUCACUGGCCUACAGGCGGGAGUUCCAGGAUGGCGGCCUGCAUAGCUGCAGCUUCUUCAGCUCCUUCGAGGAGAAUGACAUCGAGAACCACUUGAUUAGCGGGCACCAUAUCGUGCAGCCCACAGACAUUGAGGAAAAUCGAACUAUGCUAUUCACGAUCGGCCAAUCUGAAGUUUACCUCAUCAGUCCUGACACCAAAAAAAUAGCAUUGGAGAAAAAUUUUAAGGAGAUAUCCUUUUGCUCUCAGGGCAUCAGACACGUGGACCACUUUGGGUUUAUCUGCCGGGAGUCUACAGGUGGUGGCGGCUUUCAUUUUGUCUGCUACGUGUUCCAGUGCGCAAAUGAAGCUCUGGUUGACGAAAUCAUGAUGACCCUGAAGCAGGCUUUCACAGUGGCUGCAGUGCAGCAGACAGCGAAGGCUCCAUCCCAGCUGUGUGAGGCCUGCCCCUUGCAGGGUCUGCACAAGCUCUGUGAGAGGAUAGAGGGAAUGAAUUCUUCCAAAACCAAAUUAGAACUCCAGAAGCACCUGACAACACUGACUAAUCAGGAGCAGGCAACCAUUUUUGAGGAGGUGCAGAAAUUGAGACCAAGAAAUGAGCAGCGAGAGAACGAAUUGAUCAUUUCUUUUCUGAGAUGUUUAUAUGAAGAGAAGCAAAAAGAACACAUCCAUAUUGGAGAGAUAAAGCAGGCACCACAGAUUACAGCAGAAAAUAUUGGUAGUGAAUUACCAGCCAGUGCUCCUCGAUUUAGGCUAGAUAUGCUGAAAAACAAAGCAAAGAGGUCUUUAACAGAAUCUUUAGAAAGUAUUUUGUCCCGGGGUAAUAAAACGAGAGGCCUGCAGGAACAUUCUCCCAGCGUGGAUCUGGACAGCUCUGUGUCUAGUACAUUAAGUAGCACCAGCAAAGAGCCGUCCAUGGGUGACAAGGAGGCCCUUCCCGUCUCUGAGAGCUCCUUCAAGCUCCUGGGCUCCUCGGAUGACCUGUCCAGUGACUCGGAGAGCCAUCACCCAGAGGAGCCUGCUCCGCUGUCCCCACAGCAGGCCUACCGAAGGCGAGCCAACACCCUGAGCCACUUCCCUGUGCAGUGCCCGGCACCUCCAGAGCCCACUCGGGGGUCUCCAGGAGUCAGUCAGAGAAAGCUUAUGAGGUAUCACUCGGUGAGCACGGAGACACCUCAUGAACGGAACUUGGACCAUCCGUCUGUGGGCCGUUCUAAGCACUGGUCAGGGCAGCCUUCAGAUCCUCCUCCUCCUCGUCUUAACCCUUCUGCCUCUUCGCCAAACUUUUUAAAGUACCUAAAACAUAAUUCCAGUGGAGAACAAAGCGGAAAUGCCGUGCCGAAGAGCAUCUCGUACCGUAAUGCCCUGCGGAAAAAACUUCAUUCUUCCUCCUCUGUGCCAAAUUUUCUAAAAUUUCUGGCUCCUGUAGAUGAGAAUAACACCUCUGACUUUAUGAACACAAAAAGGGAUUUUGAAUCCAAAGCAGACCACCUGGAAGACGUGGGGGAGACCCCUGUGAAGACCCGGCGGCACUCGUGGCGGCAGCAGAUCUUCUUGCGCGUGGCCACCCCACAGAAGGCCAGCGACUCUGCUGGCAGAUACGAAGAUUAUUCAGAGAUAGGAGAGCUUCCCCCGCGGUCUCCUUUGGAACCAGUGUGUGAAGAUGGGCCCUUCGGCCCUGUACUGGAGGAGAAGAAAAGGACAUCUCGGGAAUUGCGGGAGCUGUGGAGAAAGGCCAUUCUACAGCAGAUAUUGCUGCUGAGGAUGGAGAAGGAAAAUCAGAAGCUACAAGCUUCCAAGAACGAUUUGCUGAACAAGCGCCUGAAACUUGACUACGAAGAAAUCACUCCUUGUCUUAAAGAAGUAACUACAGUUUGGGAAAAGAUGCUUAGCACUCCAGGAAGAUCAAAAAUUAAGUUUGAUAUGGAAAAAAUGCACUCAGCUGUUGGGCAAGGUGUGCCACGUCACCACCGGGGUGAAAUCUGGAAAUUUCUGGCUGAUCAGUUCCACCUGAGACAUCCAUUUCCCAGUAAGCAGCAGCCGAAGGAUGUGCCCUACAAAGAACUCUUAAAACAGCUCACCUCCCAGCAGCACGCAAUUCUCAUCGACCUGGGACGAACCUUUCCUACGCAUCCAUACUUCUCUGCCCAGCUUGGAGCAGGGCAGCUGUCCCUUUACAACAUUCUGAAGGCCUACUCACUCCUCGACCAGGAAGUAGGAUAUUGCCAAGGUCUUAGCUUUGUGGCGGGCAUCCUACUGCUGCAUAUGAGUGAGGAAGAGGCAUUUAAAAUGCUCAAGUUUCUGAUGUUUGACAUGGGACUACGGAAACAGUAUCGCCCAGACAUGAUUAUUUUACAGAUCCAGAUGUACCAGCUCUCACGGCUACUUCAUGACUACCACCGAGAUCUCUAUGACCACCUGGAGGAGCAUGAGAUCGGGCCCAGCCUCUACGCUGCCCCAUGGUUUCUCACCGUCUUUGCUUCACAGUUCCCGCUGGGAUUUGUAGCCAGAGUCUUUGAUAUGAUCUUUCUUCAGGGGUCAGAAGUCAUAUUUAAAGUGGCUUUAAGUCUGUUGGGAAGCCAUAAGCCUUUGAUUCUGCAGCAUGAAAACCUAGAAACCAUAGUGGACUUCAUAAAAAACACACUACCCAACCUGGGUCUGGUGCAGAUGGAGAAGACCAUCAAUCAGGUGUUUGAGAUGGACAUUGCUAAACAGUUACAAGCUUAUGAAGUUGAGUACCACGUGCUUCAAGAAGAACUUAUUGAUUCCUCUCCCCUCAGUGACAACCAAAGAAUGGAUAAAUUAGAGAAAACCAACAGCAGCUUACGCAAACAGAACCUUGACCUCCUUGAACAAUUGCAGGUGGCACAUGGUAAGAUCCAGAGCCUUGAAUCUACGGUAGAGAAGCUCCUGACCAGCGAGAGCAAGCUGAAGCAGGCCACACUGGCCUUGGAGCUGGAGCGGGCUGCCUUGCUGCAGAUGGUGGAGGAGCUGCGAAGGCAGCCUGUGGAGCCGAGUGCUGGGCAGCCUGAGCCUGCAGGUGACUGACAGCUCUACGGAGAGAUUGCACACCUUCCUAACACUGUCUAGGCCUUAAUCGUGUCAGAAGAUGCUGGAGUGAGAGUGGAGUGUGACGUGAACUUCUCAGGGAGGAAACUGGCUUGCCAACAAAUUUUCUUUGAGUUCAGACUUUCAAUUAGAGGACAAAUGUCCCAGUGUAUUUGUUAUUUUUGUUUUGGGUUCUAAUUCAUCCCUUCUCCAGUCCCGAUUUCUGUUCUCAGUAGCUUUAGAUGGCAUGGACAUAAAUAAAUGCACCUUUAUGUUUUCUUGUUGUUUCCUAUUUGAGCAGCCCCAUGUAUGUAAAGAGCAUUCGUAGUGCUGAGAUUUCCAAAGCAGGAAGGGCUCAAGAUGAUUCUGCAAGCAAAAGUAUGUGUGGUUCUGUUGUUCUUUAAGACAGAGUCCGUGUGACCACACCUUCAGUGUCACUGACGAGGUGCAGUUGGCGCUUGUCCAUUCUUGUCAUGGAGACCUAAGAUGAGUGUGGGAAAGGACGGAAUGGGAUUUGUUUAAGUUGAAUAUCUUCAUGACUAUCAGUAAAUCUGAUCUAUAUUCUUGAUACUUAACGAAAUCUGCUUUUAAAAACAAUUAGAGUGUUUUUCAUACAUUUUUGCUUGUCAGAUUAAAUGUAGUUGAUCAAAGUCAUGGUAAAUAAAUAUUUUAUGGUAAAAAUCACCAGUUUCAGACUCUACCAGGUAUUGUUAGCACGUGGUCUGAGAUAUUUAUUUUUUUGUGAUAGUUUCAUACCCAUACUACAAAGUCAUGUAUUUAUUUUUCCUGUUGUAUGAUUACAGCUGUGUUCCUUUGAGGCCCAACCUCUUGGAAAUCUGAUUCCUUACAGAAGGA
Molecule: messenger RNA, 4688 nt
Organism: Fukomys damarensis (Damara mole-rat)
Lineage: Eukaryota; Metazoa; Chordata; Mammalia; Rodentia; Bathyergidae
Gene: Tbc1d1
Product: TBC1 domain family member 1
Exons: 21
Coding region: 54-3833 (1259 amino acids)
Source: RefSeq, a predicted model, not a curated record